Humulus lupulus (European hop) is the source of this 600-nucleotide messenger RNA. RefSeq lists its product as uncharacterized. The coding region runs from base 1 to 600 and encodes 199 amino acids. Gene Ontology annotation, molecular function: cysteine-type peptidase activity. The record is from RefSeq and is a predicted model, not a curated record. Gene Ontology annotation, biological process: proteolysis. Lineage: Eukaryota; Viridiplantae; Streptophyta; Magnoliopsida; Rosales; Cannabaceae. The transcript is spliced from 2 exons.
AUGAAUAUUAUGUUCUCACAAGUGGUAUCGGCCCGUUAUGAUGCAUAUCAAAAUGCCAAGGAAGCAGAUAAGAAAAUGUUUUUGUGGGAUUCAGAUGUGAUGUCAAUGAUUACGGGAAUUGACAAUCAAUUUCUGGCGUCGUGGAAGGGAGUAGACACUGUAUAUUGGUGCCAGAACUACCUUCGAGCGCAUUGGUUUACAGUUGAAGCCUCCAUUUCUACUUUGACUCUAAAUUUUUAUGAUUCAGAUGUGAUAGUGAUAAGUGAUAAACAAUUGCAAUCCUUUAUGAAGUCAUGGUCUACUUUGUUCCCAUCGCUGUUAUUGCAGUCACAGCUUUUCAAGGACGACCAUCGGUUGACGAUUCCACCUGGAGCUAAAAUAUGCAAAGAGUUCAAUGUGCACCGCAUGCCAAUUGAUUCAGUACCCCAAACCAAAGUUAGUUUAGGUUUCGUUCACAGUGGAGAUUGUGGUGUGUACGCCAUCAAGAACAUUGAGCACUUAUUGGGUAGGCUACCACUUCACACGAUCUGUGAUAACAACAUGGAGUUGUUCAUAAACAAAUGGACAGUUGACUUAUGGUAUCAGAAUGUUAGACAUUGA